UCAGCGGAGCGCGCAGGAUGAGCCGGGUGGCUGCGACCCUCCGCGGCUGGGCGAGGCCCCGGGGGAGGCCCCGGAACACCACGCCCGCUCCCGGGAACCAGACAGGCAUCUGUGCUCAGCUCCAGCCACCACCACAGGGCACCUUGCAAGUCCUCCGUGGAGAUGGAACUUCCUUGGGGACUGUGCUCGUGUUCCACUGCCCUUCUGGCCACCAGAUGGUGGGGUCUGGCCUCCUCACGUGUGCUUGGAAGGGGAGCAUCGCUGACUGGUCUUCUGGGACCCCUGUGUGCAAAUCUGUGCCGCCACAUGAGACUUUCGGCUUCAAGGUGGCAGUGAUUGCCUCCAUCGUUAGCUGUGCCAUCAUCCUGCUCAUGUCUAUGGCCUUCCUCACCUGCUGCCUCCUCAAGUGUGUGAAGAAAAGCGAGCAGCGGCGUGCCAACAGGGCAGCACAGCUGUGGUACCAGCUGAGAGACGAGGACCUGGAGACGGUGCAGGCUGCCUACCUGAGCCUCAAGGGACACAACUACAAUAACAGCAGCAGUGGCUGUGGUGAUGGUGGUGGCAGCAAGUCGGGGAUUCGAUCCAGCCAGGCCCAUGACAACCACGGCUUCACCACAGACCUCAGCGACAGUAUCAGACAGUUGGCUGAUGUGACUCAAGGUGUGAACAAGGACCCUUGGACUUCUGGGAUGGGAGCUCCAAGUCCUGGUGGCUCUUCCAGCUCCCCAUACACCCGUGUGAUGGUCCACACAGUGAACCCAAUGGUACCAGGCCCUGAAAUGCCCACUCGGCCUACCAUGUACCUCCCAGGAUGACCCCACCAGCAAGUGGCCUGCUACUGGACAGAUGCCCAGCUGGAAAUGGGCUGUGCAGUCACCUCCAGGUAUGGGGAACCUUUGGUGGUCAAGCCAACACUAAAGGCUGGGGUCCCCACAGGGAAUGGACUGGCCCAGAGGAGGCCACUGUGGCUGCCUUACAUACCUGCUCACUGAAUGACUACUGGGGCCAGGUCCCUCAGCAGCCACCCUCCAACCAGGGUUCUUUUAAAGAGACUGUGAAACCUUUUAAACAAACCUAGUUUUGCAUAAUAG
Nannospalax galili (Upper Galilee mountains blind mole rat) is the source of this 1091-nucleotide messenger RNA. It is a transcript of the gene Susd3, whose product is annotated as sushi domain containing 3. Gene Ontology annotation, cellular component: plasma membrane. Lineage: Eukaryota; Metazoa; Chordata; Mammalia; Rodentia; Spalacidae. Bases 18 to 815 code for a protein of 265 amino acids. The transcript is spliced from 5 exons. The record is from RefSeq and is a predicted model, not a curated record.